Messenger RNA from Nerophis ophidion (straightnose pipefish), 1313 nucleotides. RefSeq names its product retinaldehyde-binding protein 1-like. Gene Ontology annotation, molecular function: phosphatidylinositol bisphosphate binding. The record is from RefSeq and is a predicted model, not a curated record. Gene Ontology annotation, cellular component: membrane. Lineage: Eukaryota; Metazoa; Chordata; Actinopteri; Syngnathiformes; Syngnathidae. Bases 84 to 1022 code for a protein of 312 amino acids. The transcript is spliced from 8 exons.
UUCUUCCUCCUCCUCCUGCACCACUCUCAGCCUCCGCUCCUCACUGCUCUGCUCAAGUGACGCUGCUGCGAGACGCUGCAAACAUGGCUGCUACCGGAUCUUUCCGCAUGGUGUCAGAAGAGGAGCAGGCCAUGCGGUCCAAACUGGAGCAUCUGACAGUGAAGGACCACGGGCCCGUGUUUGGACCAUGCCACAAAAUGCCAGGCCACACUGCUCAAAAGGCCAAAGACGAGCUGAGCGAGACCGAGGACAGGAGGGCGUCGUCAAUCAAAGACCUGCGGGCCAUGAUGAAGGACAGGGCCGCCGAGGGGAACGACCUGGCCAAACUGGUCCUGGAGCGUCUCGGGGACAAGCCGGACUCUCUGAUGCUGCGUUUCCUCAGGGCCCGCAAGUUUGACGUCGUCAGAACCCACGAGCUCAUGAAGGGCUACGUACGCUUCAGGAAGGAGUACCCGGAGCUUUUUGAGAACUUAACCCCUGAGGCGGUCCGCAGCACCAUCGAGGCGGGCUACCCCGUGGUCCUGCCAAGCAGGGACAAGUACGGCCGUGUGGUUCUGCUCUUCAAUAUCGAGAACUGGGACCUUGAGGAAAUCACCUUUGAUGAGAUCCUGAGAGCCUACUGCGUGAUCCUGGAGAAGCUGCUUGAGAAUGAGGAGACUCAGAUCAACGGCUUUGUCCUGAUCGAGAACUUCAAGGGCUUCACCAUGCAGCACGCCUCAGGGAUUAAACCGGCCGAGCUCAAGAAGAUGGUGGACAUGCUUCAGGAUUCCUUCCCGGCCCGUUUCAAGGCGGUCCACGUGACUCACCAGCCUUGGUACUUCACCACCACCUACAACGUGGUCAAGCCUUUCAUGAAGAGCAAGCUGCUUGAACGGGUGUUUGUUCACGGGGAGGAGCUGGACAACUACUGGAAAGAGUUUGACGCCGACAUCCUGCCCGCGAAUUUCGAUGGGAACGCUUCCGAGGCUGAUUGCCGAGCCAUCGCCACCCUGCUCUUUGGCUCUGAGGACACGGCUCUCUGAACCGGGACCUGGUUUGAAGCUACAGCGCCACCUUUUUAAAAAAGAAGUGUCUAGAUUUAGGAUGGUUCACAUAUAUGGAUACUUAGAUAAUACAGAACGACUUGUUUGUGUACAGUUGAAGAGUUUAGGCAGAAGGAGUUGGUUUUGCCGUAGAAAUUACAUUUAAAGCUUGUGCCUGCAGUUCUGACCCAUGAUUGACGAUGUUUGAAUUGGAAUGGUUCCAUUUUAGGAUUUUUAUGACGAGUAACAUGAGGAGAGUUGUGACGUGAUUAUGAAUAAACUUGCAAUGUA